AUGAAGGCCUCACUCAUCCUCGCUCUUCCCGCCCUUGCCGUUGCGGCUGCUACCCCUCAUCAGGUUGAGGAGCGACAGCUCCCAACCCUCUUCGAUCCUGCCUGUCUUCUCCAGAUCACUGGCAUCACCCAAUGCCUCCCCAACCUCAGCCUCGACAGCAUUAUUGGAAUUGUCGACGUCAUCGGCUGCCCUCUUCGACUUGCUGGCCAGAUCGCUAACUGCCUCAACGUCAACGUUCCCGGUACCAAUUCAGCUGUAAUGCACCAAAGGCUUCCACAACUUGGUGGAUAUAGCAUCAGCUUUGGGCGAGAUGCUGAAUCAGGCACUGUAUACAGGAACCUGGCAAUAAUGGGUGUCCUCGAUGAAGAUGGAGAAAGGCAGUUGAGCGAACCGCCCGCGACGCGCGAGGAAUCGAUCAGUCUUCUCACUAAGGCCUUUACAGCGCUUUCAAAGGGCGCUGGAAACCCAUUGGGCAUCGUAGCUUUGAGGAUCCACGCUGAAGGACGUCCCAAACAUCAUAUUCAGAUCAGAAGUGAAGUCGAAGAGCGCUCCACGAUGAGAAGUACCUGGCAGUGCAGCAACGACACGUUCUUUGUUGCGAUGCAAUCAUUGGUUGCUGCUAAGCUUCAAACCCAAUAUCUCAAUUUAUUUCACGAUGCCGACAUGAAGCUCUUUGCCUUGGCUGGCGAUCAACUCAACCUGAUUGUGACUGGGACAGUCCUGAUAUCGCGCAUGUGCUGGCAACCGUGACACCUCUCAACACCAGCAUCUCAACGAGGGUCUUUGCCUUCAGAGAACGUGGCGACGGUUGGCGCGAGGUUGGCGACACGGAUUGGCUUGAAAAAGUCACAGACUGGACAGCGCCGCAAAUUCGUGCUGAAGCGGAAAACGAAAUCAAUUUCACUGGCCUUGCGAGACUUGUCCAAAAGUGUCCUCGACUUCCAGACUUUGCAUACCAAGCCCUUGGCAUUCCCUUCCCGGUCUUCC
This is a messenger RNA of Fusarium oxysporum Fo47, 987 nucleotides long. RefSeq lists its product as uncharacterized. The transcript is spliced from 5 exons. The record is from RefSeq and is a predicted model, not a curated record. NCBI's taxonomy places the organism in Eukaryota, Fungi, Ascomycota, Sordariomycetes, Hypocreales, Nectriaceae. The coding region runs from base 1 to 750 and encodes 249 amino acids.